AUGAGCAACGGUUGGGAACGCAUUCGUUUACGUGUGGAGACAGUGGAGACUUUCAAAGCAGAAACAAUGAAUCAAAAUACGAGCAACAGUCGCACAAUAUCCUGUCACGUUUUGGAUACUGCCUUGGGCAAAGCUGUGGCCGAUUUGCCUUUGACACUAUAUCGUCAACGGGAUAAUGGUGAAUGGCAAGAAUUAGGACACCAUGCCACAAAUGCCGAUGGUCGUGUUGGUCAAUUAGUGGAUGCAAAAGAUUUCAAUAGUGGAACAUAUAAAUUGAAAUUCGAUGUCCAGCCGUAUUUUGAACUCUGUCAAGUGUCAAGUUUUUAUCCCUUCAUUGAGAUUAUAAUCAAAUGUGAACGAGGUCAACAUUAUCAUGUGCCAUUGCUGCUAUCACCAUUUGGAUAUACAACAUAUAGGGGGACUUGAGUG
Molecule: messenger RNA, 429 nt
Organism: Musca vetustissima
Lineage: Eukaryota; Metazoa; Arthropoda; Insecta; Diptera; Muscidae
Exons: 2
Coding region: 1-426 (141 amino acids)
Biological process (GO): purine nucleobase metabolic process
Molecular function (GO): hydroxyisourate hydrolase activity
Source: RefSeq, a predicted model, not a curated record